AUGAAGAUGUGCUCAGCUUGGGUUUUUUGCCUCGUCCUGUCCAUUACAGGUCUUGUGGCACCAGCAGAAGUUGUGACUGGAAGACUGAAUGGCAGAGUCACGUUACCUUGUACAUAUUCCGGGCCGGCAACCUCAAUGUGUUGGGGACGAGGCAGCUGUCCAUUAUCUAAGUGUAAUGAUAAGAUCAUCUGGACUGACGAAAACAAAGUGACCUGGAAUAAAUCUGACAGAUAUCAGUUAUUGGGGAACAUCGGUCAGGGGGACAUGUCCCUGACCAUUACUGGGGCCACUAAAAAAGAUGAAGGAACCUACUGCUGCCGUGUGGAGGUCUCUGGAUUGUUCAAUGAUGUGAAAAAAGAGAUGACAGUGAAGAUACAAGAAGAACCCCCAGUCACUGCAGUUUAUCAUCCUACAACUACAGAGCAAGAUAUGUUCACCAUGCUUGAAGAAUGUCCUGAUGAUACAGAAUCUUGAAUAAUCUUCAAUGGUAAAAGAAUCACGAACCAGCAUGAAAUGGACAAAUGGAUGCAAGAUUCAUAAAGUGAAAUUCUAAUGUCUAAUAAAA
Molecule: messenger RNA, 565 nt
Organism: Hyla sarda
Lineage: Eukaryota; Metazoa; Chordata; Amphibia; Anura; Hylidae
Product: hepatitis A virus cellular receptor 1 homolog
Exons: 5
Coding region: 1-474 (157 amino acids)
Source: RefSeq, a predicted model, not a curated record